Ectocarpus siliculosus is the source of this 1875-nucleotide messenger RNA. The record is from the annotation of a GenBank genome assembly. Lineage: Eukaryota; Phaeophyceae; Ectocarpales; Ectocarpaceae.
AUGGGCACCCUCAUAGCCGCAGCCAACGCCAAGGCGAACCCCGGCGGAGUCAACGUCGCCCCCCAGAAGGUCGUCGACCAUCUGAAGGCCGCCGUGAAGAGGAUGAACGUGAGGCUGAUCGAGCUGCGCUCGGGGAACAGCACGAAGAUCGAGUACAACACGACCAUCAUGUCCAAGCUGAUCACCACGCAGAACAAGAUUAUCACCGACGAGCUCGAGCAGAAGCUGGGGAUGAACCUCGCGAGCCUGGCGCCCCACUUGGACCUAGAAGGGGAGCUGAAGAAGAGGUCCGAUACGGCCUACCUCGCCGUAAAGAACAAGGUGGACCGGGCGAAGAGGAGCGAGGCCCACAAAGCGGCGAUGAAGGCGACCCCGGUGUACGGCGGGCAAGCGCCUGGCGCCGCUCCCCCUCACGGUGCCGGCGCUGCUGCUCAGUUUACUCAGCAGCAGCGGGCAGCUCCUCAGGCACCAACUGCCCCAGCGCCUGCCCCCGUUCCCCAGCAACCAGCGCCACCGCCGCCGCCGGCCUACACGAAGCCUAAGGUGUACAACGACGUUGACCCAAGAACAGGAUUGCAGAAGCUUCCUACCGACAAGCUGGACUCUGCGAAGAAGCAAGUCGAGCACAUCAACUCCUCGGACGUCGUGGCAGAGGAGGAAACCCGGCUUCGAUCUACCCCCUCCCCCCUGGUGCCACCGGAGAAACCACCGGCCAGCACAUGGUUUCUCACCAACGUGGUUGACCACAGACACGCCUGGUGCUGCCUCAGGGAUGCGGGCGAGAGGGCCGGGAUGCGACGGGUUCUCAAAGAACGCCCCUGGGGGAACCCGCGAGAGCCAUUGGAGGGGGGAAAGGAGGCGGCGGGGAGCGACGUGCUCAAGCUCAUGUCUCUCGCGGCGCAGUACUACCUGAAGAAUAUGCUGGACGAGCUCGCGGUCGUCGCCUACCAGCGGAAGGGGGGGCUGUCCGCAGAACUUCUUUCAGGCGUUGAGUCUCGCCUGCGAGACCCUAGCGUCAAGGAUCCCAAAGCGGAACUUCGUCAGAGCCUGGUGCCGAGGCUUCCGCGCGUUCAGGACCUGCCCAGGGUGACUUUGGAGAGGACGGAGGAGGCGCACCGCAAAGAGUGCGAGGAGAGGGAGGAGCGGUGGGACGUAGAGCUGGCGGACACGCUGACAACCGCGGAAGAGGUCCGGAAGCGCUUGAUCCGUCGCGGCACCAAGAAACUGCCGCCGGGCAGCUUCAAGUGGUGGGAGGACAUGGAGACGAGGGCUAAGUCGGGCUGGCUCUCGAAGGAGCAGCUGGCGGGGUCCGAGUUCGCGCGGAGGGUGGCCGUCAAGCACGGCAUCGGGGUGGUUGCGGCGCUAAUGAAGAAGAAGGAGCUGGCGUCGAAGGAAUCAGCCGCGGCGUCUGCCGCGGAACCCGCGGGUGCCGCCGCCGCCGCCGACGGCGGCGGCGGCGGCAACGCUGACGACCCUAUGGACGUGAGCGAUCGUCCAACAACGGGCGACAGCAGCAGCGGCGGCAGCAGCAGCAAGGACAGCAACGGCAAGGCCGGCAACAAGCGGACGCCGGGUGCCGGGUUGAAGCGGCCCCUCGAUCCCCUCGCCAGCGACGAUGCCGUCGAAACCGUGCGGAAUAUCCGCAGACGGCUGGUGCUUGGAGCGCCCGACGACGGCGACGGCGACGACGAUGCCGAUGACGAUGGUAGAGGCGUGGGGGCGACCCCGCCCUCGGAAGAACAGGAGGCGGGCCUGGAGAUCAACAACGCCGACCUGGCGGAGCUGUUGAGGAGCACGAAGCCGAGAGGGGACCCUCGAAAGUGGGCGAGAGUCCUGUUCCGGGCGCAGAACAGCCGGAAGGGGGUUCACGCGUGA